Thyridium curvatum is the source of this 555-nucleotide messenger RNA. RefSeq lists its product as uncharacterized. The transcript has 2 exons. The coding region runs from base 1 to 555 and encodes 184 amino acids. The record is from RefSeq and is a predicted model, not a curated record. Lineage: Eukaryota; Fungi; Ascomycota; Sordariomycetes; Thyridiales; Thyridiaceae.
AUGCCUUCCGAUAAGGAGAUCCUCAGCAAGCUGUCCUCGCGGGACAUCGAGGUCCUCGUCUGCGCUCUGUACUGCCAGAAGCACGAGCCUCAGAGAGGCUCUGCCGCCGACCUCCAGAUUGACUACCACGCACUGGCUGCCCGUGCCGGUUUCAAGAACGGCGCGUCCGCCUCGGCCUGCUACCGCCCGAUCAAGAACAAGCUCGACGCCUUCAUCGCCGCCAAGGACGCCGAGAACGACGCCCUUGGUCUCACCUGCGCCCCCGUCACCCCCUCCAGGAAGCGCAAGGCCGGCAGCACCAACGCCAGCCCCGCCCCGGGCACCCCGCCCGCCAAGAAGCGUGGCCGACCCCUCAAGGCCGUGAACGCCGCCGUCGAGAAGGUCGAGAAGGUCGAGAAGGUCGAGAACAUUGAGAGCAUUGAGAAGGUUGAGAAGAAGGAAGAGCCGGAGAUGAAACAGGAGGAGAUUUCGUAUAAUAUUAUCUCCGGCCGCCCCUGCGGGACGAACUAUUACGCUGAACUCAUGGCAGCGGAGCCUUACCCUGGCGAGAUCUGA